Molecule: messenger RNA, 7629 nt
Organism: Homalodisca vitripennis (glassy-winged sharpshooter)
Lineage: Eukaryota; Metazoa; Arthropoda; Insecta; Hemiptera; Cicadellidae
Gene: 5-HT2B
Exons: 6
Coding region: 416-2713 (765 amino acids)
Biological process (GO): adenylate cyclase-activating adrenergic receptor signaling pathway
Cellular component (GO): membrane
Molecular function (GO): G protein-coupled receptor activity
Source: RefSeq, a predicted model, not a curated record
CCUUCAACCCGCCGCCCGCCGUCUGUACGCGAGUGUAGUGUCAUCUCUCUACUCCUACACACAUCCUGAUACGUCGGCUUUUCUACAAACCCACUUUUAAUUCGUACAAAUUAGUCCUUAGAACACUUUUUUUAAUUUCAACAACGCGUAUUAAUUAUAAUUUUAAAGAACUGGUUGUUUUGUUCUUAUAAAAUAUAUAUAGAGGUUUUCAGUUAUGGUAAGCUUAAAGGAUUAAUAGGUGUGUGUUAAGGAGAAAUGUUAAAAAGCUUUGUCCGUGAUGGAGACGAAAGUGAUUCGCCACCCUCGUAUUUCUAGUAUAAAUAACUGUAAAUUCUUAUUCUUUACAAAUCUAAAACAAGAUCAGUGAUGCAACCACCAUGAUAAGGAAGAAAAAAUGUCUAUAUAAAGUAGAAAUAUGACGGGCAGUACAUGGGCGUGGUGGAACGACAGUGUUGUGGUGGAAGUGGUGGAGGGGGGAGAGGUGUGGACCAAUAGCGUGGUGCGGGAGUGGGGGCAGUGGACCAAUCAGAGCACGAGAACCAGCCAUCAGGAGACCGAGGACAACUGGUGGGGGCUACUAGCUUUGGCCUUAGUCUUCGGUACUGCAGCCGGUAACAUCCUGGUUUGUCUGGCCAUCUCGUGGGAGAGACGCCUCCAGAACGUCACCAACUACUUCCUCAUGUCCCUCGCCAUCACCGACCUCAUGGUGGCCAUCCUGGUCAUGCCACUGGGUAUCCUCACCCUCGUCCGCGGUUACUUCCCCCUGCCCCCCGUGUACUGCCUGGCCUGGAUCUGCCUGGACGUGUUGUUCUGCACAGCCAGCAUCAUGCACCUGUGUACUAUCAGCGUGGAUCGCUACCUCAGUCUCCGUUAUCCUAUGAAGUUCGGCCGCAACAAAACUCGCAAAAGAGUGACCCUAAAGAUCGUCUUCGUGUGGCUGCUGUCCAUCGCCAUGAGCUUGCCUCUCUGCCUCAUGUACUCUCAGGACUACAACUCCGUCCUGGUGGGAGGCAUGUGUCAGAUCCCCGACCCUCUCUACAAGCUGAUAGGUUCAAUCGUCAGUUUCUAUAUCCCGCUGGUAGUGAUGCUACUGACUUACGCACUCACUGUCAGAUUGCUGGCCGUCCAAGAGCACAACUUGAGCAGCAACAGCUGGUCUAGCGGCUGGCUAGGAGGUCCAGCAUCUACAGGUAUAGAGAGACGGUGUACGUGGCGGCGCCUGCUGACAGGCAGGCCUCUGACAACACAACAGCAGAGUCACGGUACUCAGCAUCAACACCACUCGUCCACUGACACCGACCUCACCACUCUGGACACCCAUGAGUUGUGGUUGCCAGACACCGAGCCCACACCGUCCACCAUGUCUGCCCUGCACCAGUUCGGCGCUGAGAUGUUGAGGCUCUCUCGAGGCCUUGAGAGUGCCAUGACCGGUCCUGUCUUGUCUAAACCGAAAGAACCGGAGCCGGAGCCAGAGCGGCACGGAGACAGCAGCGGAGGUAGCUCCAGCAAGUCACUGGCCGAGGUACCGGAGCCAGGCGACAAGCCGCGGCCGCGCGUCAGCAGAAGUGCCAAGAAGCGCCGCCGGGCCUCCACCAUAGGCGAGGGUGGCGAUCGGCGGGUGAGUGUGGAAAUGCGACGGCGAGUGUCCAGCUACCACGAGCCGUCCGGGAAGUGGACUACGAGCGAGUCGUCCUCCGCAGAAGGGGAAGAGCAGAGUCGGCCGGAGGAGAUGACGUGCCGGAAACACAGCGGAGUCAGCGAAAAAGACAUCGGCUACCGACUGUUGGAAGGCGCGGAGGCCGGGACGGGGAGUGGCGAAGACCCCCUGUCGCUUCUACCGCCGCCCUGCACCUGUCCCUACUUCGGCGACUCGGACGGCGCCAAGAAGAAUUCCGUCCGCCCGACGGACGUGGUCAUCAUCACGACCACGGACGAAGGCACAGCACUCUCAACCAAACCGCCCUUCCCCAGGAGAAACCCCAGCUUCGCCUCUAGCAAGCUGAACGACACCGAGUCUCUGUCCGUGUCCAGCUCGGACACCAGGAGUCCGAGUUCGUCCGUCAAGUCCCCGGCCAGGCCGAGUCGAGGCCACCCGAGGUCCUCCUACACCAGCGAGAGCAGCGGCACCGUGGUCACCUGGGAGUCCACGCCUCGCAGACACCGGCGCGGCAGCUUCGGCGCGGGAGGCACGGUGCGUACCAUGGUCAUGUCCUCGCCCAAGCCGCCCAUUUUGCGACGGUCCGCCACACUGCGAGUGCCGAGGAAGGAGUUGACGCCACACCACGGCGAGCCUGCUGGCGGCGUACUGUUCCGCUACGGUUCGACCCCCGGCAUAUCGCGCGGCGGUGGCGGUGUACGCGGUCACCACAGCCGUAACUCCAGCGUCAUGUCGCGCACCUCCUCGCGCCACGGCAGGAUCAUUCGUCUCGAGCAGAAGGCCACCAAAGUGUUAGGUGUUGUGUUCUUCACGUUCGUCAUUCUCUGGGCUCCUUUCUUCGUGUUAAACCUUCUGCCUUCAGUGUGUGCCGAGUGUGAACAGAAAAUAGACCAGGGAAUAUUCGAUUUUGUCACCUGGUUAGGCUACGCUAGUUCUAUGGUAAAUCCUAUAUUUUAUACUAUUUUUAACAAAGUAUUUCGUCAGGCGUUUAAAAAGGUAUUGCUUUGCAAAUACCACCGCAAUAAAAGCUGGAAACCGAGCAAGGCCAAACUAUAAAUGUAUUAACAUACUUUACAUUCAAUUUAUAAAGAAUAACGAUGGUUAAUACAAGUUAUUCAUAAUUUUACCUCUUUUUGCUUAAAAAUAACAAAACUAUCGAACAAAUUAAAAAAAUAAAUAAGAAUCUUACUUUAUUAAUAGAUUGCCGUUCCGAAAUAUAAACAUCUAAGUAAUGUAAUUCGUAUACUUCAUUACUGAAGUUAGCAGCAAUACAAAAGUACUCAGAGACUUUGUGUCCGGAUCCCUAAUCCUUGAACGCUAUUUUGAAUUCUAAAAUUAUGUCCAGAAAAAAUUUUAAGAUUAUUGUUUACACCAAAAUCAAAUAAUUAGCCAACUCUUUACAUGACAGAAAUUAUAUGUAAGCAUCAUAUAAUAAAUGUUGUAAAACUAGUAGUAUUUAGCCAUGCAAUAAUAAUAAAUUUUUAUUGAAAUCGCAAUUACAAUUUGUUUUAUAAUAUUUUUAAAAUUUUAUCUGAAUAAGGAGCAACAUGUGGUGAAUUCUGGGCGUGAAUUCGAAUGCCUCUUAAACUAAUGUGCGCAUACGGCAUAACUAUAUGGUAUAGUAAAAACUACAGGACUGGUAAUAUUAUUUCAGAGAUUGUAUAUAAUAAAGUUAAAAAUAAAUAUAAACAGAUACAGUCGUUAUCAAACCUUAUUUAACACCAGGAACUAAGUGAGGCAACAAAGUCGGUUUCUUCAACAGCUUUACAAUCGAUGAUUUGAGAACAUUAGAGAUACAAAAUUUAAAAUUUAAUAUAAAGCACAUAAAUAUAUAGAGAUGUGUUUUAUCUAAUUUAUGACAUGAGGCAGUAUAUUUGAAACCACGACAUUCGCGAUAUUAAGAUUUAGACCAGUUGAUACAUUCGUUUAAACGCCUGAAAUGCAGUUUUAAGUCUGAAUACCAGCCUUUAUAGUUAAAGAAUAUCAUCAAUAGGUUGACGAUAAUGAUAUUCUUUCCGGAGGCACAAAAGAAUAUAAUUAAGAUAUACACCGUGUAAAGUCAUUACAUAUAGGCCUACACUGUUUGAUCAGAGUUAAAGUCACGCCGUCAGCAAAGUUAAAUUAAAAAAUACCUUGCAGUGUUGUAGUGAGAUUGUACAUAAGCGCACACUACAAGCUCACAAUUUAACAAUAUGGCAAAUGUUAACGGUGACGCUACUAUGAUACCCACUGGGCUAAAUGUGAAACUAAAUUAACUUGCCAAUGGUAGGCUAUGUGCAGGACGUUCGCGGCAACGUUAUGGCAACUCGCUAUUCGUAGCAAAAUAACCAAAAAUAAAACUCAAAUUUGGCCACUUAUUUCUCCAGCAUUACCAAAUCAAGAUAAAAACUUAUCAUAUUACUGUAUAAGACAGCGGGCGGUAGAAGUUUACAUUGUUUACGGGAUUAUUAACCGAGCAUUACAACCAUUAAACACACAUAUACCGUACACAUUAUUAUUGGCCGAUUAUGUUUUGGGUGUCAAAAUGUUUGUAAUAAGACUUAGCAAAUUUUAUUAUUCUAAAGGAAUAAUACGAUACGCAUUAUAAUUAAUUCUAUUAGUUUUUACGGUAUUGAGCUUUGAAAAUGCUAAUCGUCCGCCAUCUUGAAACUUGAUAUCACAAUACAAUAUCAUAUUUCUCUUGAUUUGAGAAUGUAAAAAAUGUGCCAAAUUUGAGUUUUUUUUUAUAUUUGGUGGUUUCUGAAAUGAAAAAUAAAUCUAAAAAUAACAACAUGCAUUCAGACAUACGGUAAUUUAAGAUUUCUGAUCCAUGGUUAUAUUACAUUUUCGGCUUGUCUUGACACGAAAAACGAGUUCUUAAAAUAUCACCACAGAGUUCAUUAAUGCAGAUACCUGUAUAGAGACAACUCUGUCUAUCCUUUUGGAGUGGUUGCCCAAGACUUGAGGUAAGAAAUAUCGGUAACAUGAAUAGAGGAGGCUGUAUUGCUACGUUCAAUAUGAAAGUUCAAGAAUUUGGUGAAUGUACCUAAUUACGAUGAAGUAGACCGAACAAACGUGUUACGUCUGCUGUAUACCCGUUUGGAGUGGUUGCUCAAGACUUGAGGUAAGAAAUAUCGGUAACAUGAAUAGAGGAGGCUGUAUUGCUAAGUUCAAUAUGAAAGUUCAAGAAUUUGGUGAAUGUACCUAAUUACGAUGAAGUAGACCGAACAAACGUGUUACGUCUGCUGUAUACCCGUUUGGAGUGGUUGCUCAAGACUUGAGGUAAGAAAUAUCGGUAACAUGAAUAGAGGAGGCUGUAUUGCUACGUUCAAUAUGAAAGUUCAAGAAUUUGGUGAAUGUACCUAAUUACGAUGAAGUAGACCGAACAAACGUGUUACGUCUGCUGUAUACCCGUUUGGAGUGGUUGCUCAAGACUUGAGGUAAGAAAUAUCGGUAACAUGAAUAGAGGAGGCUGUAUUGCUACGUUCAAUAUGAAAGUUCAAGAAUUUGGUGAAUGUACCUAAUUACGAUGAAGUAGACCGAACAAACGUGUUACGUCUGCUGUAUACCCGUUUGGAGUGGUUGCUCAAGACUUGAGGUAAGAAAUAUCGGUAACAUGAAUAGAGGAGGCUGUAUUGCUACGUUCAAUAUGAAAGUUCAAGAAUUUGGUGAAUGUACCUAAUUACGAUGAAGUAGACCGAACAAACGUGUUACGUCUGCUGUAUACCCGUUUGGAGUGGUUGCUCAAGACUUGAGGUAAGAAAUAUCGGUAACAUGAAUAGAGGAGGCUGUAUUGCUACGUUCAAUAUGAAAGUUCAAGAAUUUGGUGAAUGUACCUAAUUACGAUGAAGUAGACCGAACAAACGUGUUACGUCUGCUGUAUACCCGUUUGGAGUGGUUGCUCAAGACUUGAGGUAAGAAAUGUCGGUAACAUGAAUAGAGGAGGCUGUAUUGCUACGUUCAAUAUGAAAGUUCAAGAAUUUGGUGAAUGUACCUAAUUACGAUGAAGUAGACCGAACAAACGUGUUACGUCUGCUGUAUACCCGUUACAAUCAAGUACAAUUAAAUGUAUUAAUUACACUAUAUUAUCGUUUACGAACAAAUAAAUAUAAAGAACUUACAGAAAACAACCCACACUAAAGACAGGCUUGCAAACUCGGAAAUAUCAUCCCUUCUGUUUUUAUUAACGUUAUUUUAUAUUCGUAUUUUUCUAAUAUGUCGCACAUUGAACAGCGAACGUUUGUGAAAGCCUAAAUAAAACAACAAACUUCGCAUGAAAAUUAGUGAAAUGAUUAAAUUGAAACCACCCAAAUGGUCGGUUUACAACGACUCACUAAUUAGCAGUGGUUCAACAAAGUAACAAACACCGAAGUCCCGUGCACCGUGCACCGUGCAACUAUCGACUACACCUCGCUCUCGGAUCGAUCUGUUUACCGUCACCUGCUGCAGCCGCUGCCGUGCCUCUGUCUCGAUCUUCCCACGGUUACGAUCGUAUCACCACAUUUUCUCUUUUCAAAUUUGUGUUAAUAUCGCUGCAUUUCAACCUACCUUGAAUUUAAUUCAUAUUAGAACAUUCCAAUCAUCUUAAGGUUGGAGUAUUCCAGUUUUCACAAGGAUAUUAGUUGAUCACUUGAUGAUACUCACAUAUCCUUGCUCCCCAGCGCGACCUGGCUGGUAUCAUUAAUAUCUCCACCACGUAGAGCGAGAGUGCUAAACUACAUCUCUGCUGUGGGCAGUGCCAAUAUUACAUUUACUCAAGAAUUUCCAAUCAUCACUGUGCACUUAAUUAACGAUUUCUGAUUAAAUAAUAUAUUUGUUUUGUUGUCCAUUAAUGUAACGCAGCGACUUAUAGUGUGAUCACAACGUGUAGGCUACUACAAAAACAGAAAUUGUCCAGUAAAUGUAGAAGAAAAGUGAACUUUAGACUGUAUGUAAACUCACAGUGAAAUGGUCAGUAACUCACUAUCUGAAAAUGUAAUCAGACGAAAGUACAUCACUGCUUUAAUCAAAACUAUAUCACUCUCUCGUGUUUGCGAACUUUUAUGUUGUUAUUUAAUUCAAUGGGUUUCAAUUAGUUUUAAACUAUAAGGUAAAACAAAAAUAUUAUGUAAUAUUAGCAAUUAAUAUCAAACGUUUAUAACUAAAACAAAAUAUAUUUAAUGGAAUAAAUUGAUCCCUCCAAUAAUUAUGCAUUUUACAAAAGUGAUUAAAAUUAGUAACUACGCAUGUAUCACCAAACGUAAAUCAUCGUACAUAAAACAAAUUGUGUAGUUGAUGAAUGGAUAUGUAACGUUUAAUGUCAAUUCCUUGCAUAAUAUAAGUUUGAUAGUCUGAACUUGCCAUAAGUGUGAGAAGUCUAUGUACGGGAACACAAUCGCAACCGAGGGAAUGUAAGCCAAGGACAAAUAAACAAAUUCUGAAAAACGUUUGAUAUCACAGGCCUAUAACUAAUAUCCAUAAGAUUGUAAAUGUGUAAAACUUGUUACCUUUUCGAGAGCUCAAGUUGCUAUUGACAAUGUUUUCAAAAAAUAUUUUUGUAAUGGAAUAUUUUUAACUUCUUAAUAUAGACUGUUUAUUGUGCAAAUUUAUUUUGAUAAGGAAACUUUUCCCUGCUAUGUGUCUGUAACACACACUUCUACGAGAGAUAACAAGUUCCCCAUUAUUUUAGUACAUUUUUGUAGAAGACACGAGAACAUCGACAAAUUUAUGUUCACUUGCCAAAUGAAUUCCACAGGCUAUAUAUAUAUAUAUAUAUUAAAUACGAACAAACAUUGAAUGUGUAAAAUAGUAGCUAUAAAAUAUUGUAAAUAGAAAGUAAAUUAAGAGUAAGACACUAAAAAUGGUUUAAAUGUAAGUACAGAACCAUCGACUACAGGACUAAAAACUACUUAAUGUGAUCACGUUAAUCUACCAUUGGUCACGUUUAUUAACGUUAAGUAUUGUAUGUGAAUAAGAGGGCUCUACUUAUGUUAGUAGUAAACUAUGUAAGUGUA